GCUUGAACUCCCGCUCCUACCAGGGCCCCCGCCCCUGGCCCCCCGGGACGGACACGCCCUGAGUGGAGGAUGCUGCGCUGGAGCCGCCGGCCUCUUAAAGGAGCCCGCUGCUGCCAUGGGCGCUCUCCAGGCUUGUCCCUGGCCCGCCUGGGCCCCACGCCUCCCUGCUGGCUGUUUCUUGUGGAAGUCCCACCUUGGGCCUUAUGCUAAUUCCGUAGGAACCCCCUGUGAGCAGUCUUACAGACUCCUUCCUACACCCUGAGAGAGCAGCCCCUCAGAUGGGAUCCCCAGCGCUCUGGCAUUGCUCCCCUGUCAUACUGAUCUUGCCAGCUCUCUUUCCCCUAAUUGUCACUACUCCAACUUCACCCAAUUGGAAUUCGCUCAGCUCUAGGCCCACUCCUCCUCCAGUGUUCCUGCAUGACCCCUCAUUGUCAUUCCAAGAUUCCUCUGGACCUCCAAUCCUGGCUCAGAGCAAGACAUCUCUUCCUUGACCCAUUCUCAAAACACUCAUUAAAAUCACUUUUUUUGGUGAUCUCUGUCUCUCUUUCCAAGGUCACAAGAUUUCCCCUAUAUCUUUCAGCCCAGUGGUUGCGUUACUUUGAGGAGGGGAGAAUGGGGCUCUGGGACCCAAAAAUACAUGUCUGCUCUGCACCCAGAUUAGUCAGUUGAUUAGUCUUAGGAGACCAGACUCCUUUCUUGCUCUCUUCAGCAGAGGGACCCAAGACUCACGGCAGAGUGAAUGAAUGACACUAUCAGGUGCUUUAGUCCUUCUAAUCUUGUCGUCCCACUACGGCCUGAUUCUCAGGCCCUGAUUCCCUAGGCAGUUAAAGAGAGAAUCACUAGGGCCAUUCUAACAAGCCUUUAGAAGAGAAGCAAAACCUGAAGGGAGGUGAAGGACAACCUAGGAAACGGAAGCAGGUUCUGUGACACGGAGGCCCAAGGGCUAAGAGCUUAGGAUGGGAGUUGAGGAGGAACUGUUUAAGUUAGGCACGGACCUACAAUGACCCCAGCGCCCUGCUGGGACAUAACAGUCCCCUCCCACGUCUAGGUGAGUUCCAUCCUCCCAGACCACAAGGAGCCAGGAUCCGACAGCGCCUCCCCGGACCAAUCACAACCUUCCCUUAAGAAAGAGGCGUGGCCAAGGAGGCGGCUUCUUCCUUGUCCCCGCUCCUUGAGGCGAAGUAACCAAUCUCAUUGCGCCAGGAGAAAGACGCAAUCGGAGUAACCAAUUACACUGCGAAGCUUCUCGUGCGUGUUGACACUGCCCCUCCAGCUGCGACAAAGAUGAGCAAAUGCUGGCCGCCAACCCGGGCAAGACCCCGAUCAGCCUUCUGCAGGAGUAUGGGACCAGAAUAGGGAAGACGCCCGUGUACGACCUUCUCAAAGCCGAGGGCCAAGCCCACCAGCCUAAUUUCACCUUCCGGGUCACCGUUGGCGACACCAGCUGCACUGGUCAGGGCCCCAGCAAGAAGGCAGCCAAGCACAAGGCAGCUGAGGUGGCCCUCAAACACCUCAAAGGGGGGAGCAUGCUGGAACCGGCCCUGGAGGACAGCAGUUCUUUUUCUCCCCUAGACUCUUCACUGCCUGAGGACGUUCCAGUUUUUACUGCUGUAGCAGCUGCUACUCCUGUUCCAUCUGCUGUCCUAACCAGGAACCCCCCCAUGGAGAUGCAGCCCCCUGUCUCUCCCCAACAGUCUGAGUGCAACCCCGUUGGUGCUCUGCAGGAGCUGGUGGUGCAGAAAGGCUGGCGACUACCGGAGUACACAGUGACCCAGGAGUCCGGGCCAGCCCACCGCAAAGAAUUCACCAUGACCUGCCGAGUGGAGCGUUUCAUUGAGAUUGGCAGCGGCACUUCUAAAAAACUGGCAAAGCGUAACGCGGCAGCUAAAAUGCUGCUUCGAGUGCACACAGUGCCUCUGGAUGCCCGGGAUGGCAACGAAGCAGAGCCUGAUGAUGACCACUUCUCCAUCGGUGUGGGCUCCCGCCUGGAUGGACUACGGAAUCGGGGCCCGGGCUGCACUUGGGAUUCUCUGCGAAAUUCAGUGGGAGAGAAGAUCUUGUCCCUCCGCAGUUGUUCCCUGGGCUCCCUGGGUGCUCUGGGCCCUGCGUGCUGCAGCGUCCUCAGUGAGCUCUCUGAGGAGCAAGCCUUCCACGUCAGCUACCUGGAUAUUGAAGAGCUGAGCCUGAGUGGGCUCUGCCAGUGCCUGGUGGAACUAUCCACACAGCCAGCCACCGUUUGUCAUGGUUCUGCAACCACCAGGGAGGCAGCCCGUGGUGAGGCUGCGCGCCGUGCCCUGCAGUACCUCAAGAUCAUGGCGGGCAGCAAGUAAAGCCCCAGCUGGACUUAUGGAUGCGCACCCUUUGCUCCCUGCUCUUCCUCGGGGCCCAUGCAUCUGCCCAGCUCUGGUACCCACUGGAGGUGCCAUCUCUACCUCUGACAGACUGCCUGCCUUGAGGCUGAGGAAGGCAAAGGGCGAAGAGCCAGGGACCACAGGGCCUCAGCCAGCCCAGGAUCCAUCCUCAUUUUGUUGCUGAUGAUGAGUGGGAAUGAAAUUGCAGGUUCUCUGCUAGAGCCCAGAAUAAACAUGCUGCUCCUUGGAUUCUUAAA
Microcebus murinus (gray mouse lemur) is the source of this 2608-nucleotide messenger RNA. The record is from RefSeq and is a predicted model, not a curated record. NCBI's taxonomy places the organism in Eukaryota, Metazoa, Chordata, Mammalia, Primates, Cheirogaleidae.